This is a messenger RNA of Adelges cooleyi (spruce gall adelgid), 975 nucleotides long. RefSeq names its product protein takeout-like. Bases 158 to 925 code for a protein of 255 amino acids. The record is from RefSeq and is a predicted model, not a curated record. The transcript is spliced from 6 exons. NCBI's taxonomy places the organism in Eukaryota, Metazoa, Arthropoda, Insecta, Hemiptera, Adelgidae.
UUCCAAUAAUUUUGCUACACCGGUACACGUUACAGUUUAUAAAGUUUUAAAUCUGCAGUCAUUGUAUAAUAGUUUAUAUAUUUUAUUAUAUUCAUUUAUUGUAAUAGAUAUAUUUAGAUUAUAUUUUGACUUGCAUAUAUUUAACGAAAAAUUAAUUAUGAUGGUCGAUACCGCCACAAAAUAUUUUCUUCUCUGUUUUGUAUUGUUCGUCGUUGGAUCAGUUGCCAAACCGUCAAAACUUUUAAAAAAUUAUGAACGGUGUAGCUUAAGCAGCCCAGAUAAAAACGCGUGCGUUAUCAAUGCAUUAACUAGUGCUUUGCCAACAAUAGCCAAAGGUGUUCCGAGUCUAGGCUUAUUUCCGGUAGAUCCGUUGCGUAUUUCGUUUUUGGAAAUAAAUCAAAAAGGCAACAGUGCUGUACAAAUUAAAUUAAGGUUCAAGGACUUGGAUAUCAUUAAUUUGUCUGAUUCAGUCCUCAAGGAUCCUAAGUUCGAUUUUGUCAAUUACAAUUUUUCAUUGAGUUUGGAUACGAAAAAACAAAUUUUUCUAAAAGGCAAUUAUGAUGUAUCUGGGAAAGUAUUGAUACUGCCCAUCACAGGAAAUGGGACGUGUAAACUGACAUUUGAUAAUUUCGAGGCAUUUGGAAACAUUAAGUUGAAGAAAAUAGUUAAGAAUGGAGCUGAGUAUUUGAGCCCUCAGAAGAUUAUCUGGACUUUUACAACGUCAAAAAUGUCUUUAAAAUUAGACAAUUUGUUCAACGGAGACAAAGCGCUUGGAGACAACAUGAACGUUUUUCUAAACGAGAAUUGGCGUGAUUUGUUAAAGGACUUGCAACCAGCUAUCGAAGAAGCAUUAGUUUUUGUUAUUUUCGAAUAUGCAAAACAGUUUUUCGGACGUGUACCGCUGAGUGAACUUUUGAAAGACUAAACAUUGUACUCUUAGACAAGUUUAGUUCAAUAAAUUUUGCUGAAUUUCUC